This is a messenger RNA of Oxyura jamaicensis (ruddy duck), 3826 nucleotides long. RefSeq names its product forkhead box N4 (gene FOXN4). The record is from RefSeq and is a predicted model, not a curated record. NCBI's taxonomy places the organism in Eukaryota, Metazoa, Chordata, Aves, Anseriformes, Anatidae. The transcript is spliced from 9 exons. Gene Ontology annotation, molecular function: transcription cis-regulatory region binding; DNA-binding transcription factor activity, RNA polymerase II-specific. Bases 2462 to 3826 code for a protein of 454 amino acids. Gene Ontology annotation, biological process: regulation of transcription by RNA polymerase II.
CAAUGAAGACAGUUAUUCUGGCGGCUAUUCAGUGCACGUGAGCAGCAGGGGUGACUGCAGAAGAGCUGUAAGCUCAGUUUCAAAGAGCCGUGCCGUACUAGCGUGGGGAAGGGAAGAAAAUGUCUUUGUUUUGGAACAAGAUCUGGCUUGCGCACCUUGCCCUGUUACUGUAUGUUAUUGCAUCUUGGUAUGAGUUUAAAAUGGAGCUUGGUGACUGUGGUAGCGACCUAAAAAUGCAGCCACUGUCCUCGCCACCACCUGGUCCACACUGGCCACGGGAGAGCAGGGAUGGGAUGGGAUGGGAUGCGCGUGGGCCUGCGUGGCCAGGGAGCGAUGCUGCCCAAACCUCCAGGACGGCGCCCAGCGCCCCGCAGGAGCUGCGUGUGGAGCCACCGGUGCAAGAACUGCAAGAACAACGUGGGGAGACCUCUUCCCCCCAAAGAGACGACGGCUGCUGCUGCUGCGGAGCCGUGCAGGGCUGAUCCCCGGGCUGACAGGCGGCGUGUGCAGUGGGUGCUGACCCGCGCCGCCCAGCUGACCCCGGCGCUCGCUGCCCGGGCUGCGGGGACCGGCGGGGAGCGGGGUGCCAGAUGGCGGGUGUGCGCUUGCUGUGUGUCGGCUGUCAUCCGGGCAGAUUAAUGUGGGGUUUGUAAAAGGGAGGAGGGGGGGAAAAAAACAAUUAAGAAAGAAUCCCAAAAACAAUCGAGGCCACGUGCCACUGGGCAACAGUCGUUGCUCCACAAUGGGUUAUCGGCUUACAAUGAAGGGGGCCAACUGUUGCAAACGACAUGAGCCUGCCCAGUUUUCAAAUCAUUUAAUGCCCUUGUUUUCUUCCGAUCCAGCCAAUGUCUGGGCCAGCAGAGCGGUCACCUGACAUUCUUUUUAUGUAUUUAAGUCCCAGGCCUCACAAAAUAACUGAACAGGGGUAACCAUGGCAAUGCUAAUUAUUGCACUAUAACUACAGUAAGAGAAAGAAGCCAGGGGUAGGCUAGGAGAGAGGUUCGAAGAUGUUUUGGCCAGGAUUUGGGCUUUUGGCUCCUGCUCAUGAGUGUCUUUUCUUUUUCUUUUUCUUUUCACAGUCUUUUUACAAACAUACAUUAAAUUCUGCUUUAAAGAUCUAGUAGAUAAUAGUUUGGGGAGGUUUGAUGCGUGUUUCUGGAAAUCCUGAAUAGAGGUGCUGAAAGCUCCUGGGCAGCCAGGCACUACAGCUCUGGCUCCCUCUGUUAAGCUGCUUUGGACUCAUGUAAAACAUAAAAGAUGCUCCAGCAAGAGACCAGAUUUAUUUAAGGCUUCUGCAUCAUUAUUUGGCAGCGAACACGCGUUAGUGCCAUGCAGCUGGCUUUAACACUUCUACGAGAGAGCUCUUUAAAGGCUUCGCUUCAAAAGCAAAAUCAACUACAUCCAACCAAACUGUUCUGGCCAAGAAAGGUGUCUUCUGGACCGGAAUCCUGCUGGGUUUGCCCUGGGUCUCUGAUGAUACCGUACAUGUCCUAAGUGCUGCUGCACUCCUCAAGAUGCCCGUGACUGCUGGGACAAAGUUUAACACAAGUAAAGCAGUUUAUCCUUUCAUUCGCGAUAGUUUUUGUUGACUUUAAUUGGAGUUUUGACCACACAGGAGCUUGUGAGUACUAUAAAUAUCUCCCGUUAUUUCAGCUUUGUCCAACACAUGCCAUCAGAAGCAAAACAAAGGCAGGUGUUAAGGAGCAUGCAGAAUGUGUCAGAGCAGAGCUUUAAACCAACAGCAGUCUGGCACAGCUCUGCCUCGGUCUUGUCAGCUGAAGACAGACUGGAUGGUCUUGUGUACUCAGUCUGUAGCUCUUCCUGCCGAUCAUUUAGGAUGUGCAAAUUGCCUAAAAGAUUUGUUUCACGUGCCUCAUGGUUCCUUGUAAUGUAUCAAUAACUUCAUAUGCCCAAACAGAAGAGAUCAACAGCUCAUUCUGUAAUUUUGUCUAUGCAGCAGAUCUCUGCCUGUCUGUCCCCACCAACGGGUACAGGGGCUGGGAAAAGCUCUCUCCAGGUGUUAAAGCCAGCAGCAGGUUCUGGAGGAUCUCAGCACAGAACCUUCUUCCAAGGCUGGCUGCUCACUGGAUUUCAAGGUUAAUGCAAAUUUGCCAGGUUAAAAAUCUUGACAGGUUUCUUCUACAUCAAGGCCAUAGGAGUGCAAAUUUCUGACAAAUAUGAAAGCAAUGAAUCAGCUUUGGGUUUGUUUCUAGGCAGUUUCUCUUCCAGGUUCUCAUGCUUUCUUCCCCUCCAAAUGCUGCAAGAGAAGUUUUCUUAACUAAAACAUUUCAAAUUGUACAAAGCAACACAUGAUUACAGGCUAAGGACGUUGGUAACCAGCUAGCUGUGAAACAAAAGGCUCUUAGCUUCUGACCCCUCCCAGCUGAGCGAAGAUGACCUCCCCAGUGACUUGCAGUCCUUGUCGUGGCUGACAUCUGUUGAUGUUCCUCGUUUACAACAGAUGGCCAGUGGAAGAAUGGAUUUUAGCCUCGGUGCUCAGAAUGCAUUGCUACAACAGACAGGUCCUGUGGCAAGCAAUAUGCACUCCUCAGGAGCACCUGGAGCAAUGAUUCAUGUCCAGGCCAGCCUGCCACAGGGAAUCCUGGGUUUGAAUUCUAUUUCAACACAUGGAGCAAAUCAGAUGAGCCAGUACCCUGUAGGUGGGCAGCCAUCUCCUGGUUUACAGACACAGCAGCAACUCUUCCCUCCUCCUCAUUCACAGCAAGUGUUUGCUAUAGCCCAGAACACACCACAGUGUAACCCAGCAGCAAUCUACAACACGUCCUUUGGGUCCCAGACACACUAUUCUCAGCCACGCCUGGCUCCUCACUCUGCCCAGGAGCUGCAUCCAAAACAUUACCCCAAGCCCAUCUAUUCGUAUAGUUGCCUGAUUGCAAUGGCGCUGAAGAACAGCAAAACAGGCAGUCUCCCCGUGAGCGAGAUCUACAGCUUCAUGAAGGAGCACUUUCCCUACUUCAAGACAGCCCCCGAUGGCUGGAAGAAUUCUGUGCGCCACAACCUGUCCCUCAAUAAGUGUUUUGAGAAGGUGGAGAACAAGAUGAGCGGCACCUCUCGCAAAGGGUGCCUGUGGGCUCUCAAUCCUGCCAAGAUUGACAAGAUGGAAGAGGAGAUGCAGAAGUGGAAGCGGAAGGAUUUAGCUGCCAUUCACAGGAGCAUGGCUAACCCAGAGGAGCUGGACAAGCUGAUCACUGACAGACCGGCGAACUGCAGGCGGCCCGGCAAACAGGCAGAGGCUGAGGUCUCCACCCUGACCCACAUGGCAGCAGCCCAAGGCCGGAUCUCCAUCUCGCAGCUGCAUCCCCAGCCCAUCAUGACGCUCUCGCUGCAGUCCAUCCCCCUGCACCACCAGAUCCAGACCCAGGCUCGCAUCGCCCCGGACUCGCCGGCACCUGCCCAAACGCCUCCUCUCCAUGCUCUGCCUGCCAUGAGCCCCAGCCCCCUUCCCCACCACCCCAUGGGCCGCGCACCUCCCGACUUCCUGACCAUGAGCACGGACAUGAACGCGGAGGUGGACGCCCUGGACCCAAGCAUUAUGGAUUUUGCGUUGCAAGGUAACAUAUGGGAGGAAAUGAAAGACGACAGCUUCAGCCUCGACACCCUGGGUGCCUUCAGCAACUCCCCGCUGCACCUCUCAGACUGUGACCUAGGCACUCCCGGCCUCACCCCGGCCUCCAGCGGCAGCGACCACUCCUUCUCAGACUUGCAGGUCACGGGCCUUUACACCACCUACACGGCCCUGGACAACGUGGCGGCGGCAGCUCAGUACAUGAACCCCCAAGGCAACAAGCCCAUCGCUCUGCUCUAA